AUGGCAAUUAUCAAGUUCAACGCAGGCAAAGUCAAGAUUGACGAGGAAACCAAGCUUUGUACACCCUUGGCAACAAGAGGAGAAAUAAUCGUCCAAUUGUCGGCUGAGGGCGAAGAGUUUUAUGAUUUCAAAUGGGUCCCUACUGAGAACACAGCUGGUGAAGGUAACCAGUCAGAGACAUUCUUGGUCAUUCCGGGCGAUGUGACGUGGAAACACGUCAAAAGUUGUAAAGAUGGUAGAGUUUUCAAAUUGACAUUUUUGAGUAGUGGGGCAAAGAGUUUGUUCUGGAUGCAAGAUGAUAAUGGAAACGAGGAUGACCCAUCAGAGUUGACAACCAAAGAUAAGGAAAUUAGUGAAAAAAUUACCAAGUUGUUCGACGAAGAAGAGUGA
Molecule: messenger RNA, 390 nt
Organism: Komagataella phaffii GS115
Lineage: Eukaryota; Fungi; Ascomycota; Pichiomycetes; Pichiales; Pichiaceae
Exons: 1
Coding region: 1-390 (129 amino acids)
Biological process (GO): ubiquitin-dependent protein catabolic process
Cellular component (GO): proteasome regulatory particle, lid subcomplex; cytoplasm; nucleus
Molecular function (GO): proteasome binding; endopeptidase activator activity; ubiquitin binding
Source: RefSeq, a predicted model, not a curated record